UGUAGUUCGGUGGUAGGCGCACAGGCCGCGGGCAGUCGCGGGGCAAGCAGCGCCUGCGCGGGCGCAGGCCUGCCUCAGGGCGGAGAAUGCGCGCGCAGCGCCUUCCUCCCCGGCGGAAGUUUUCGGGGGGCCACUGAAAAGAACACUGUUACGAUGGAGAUUCCAGCCCAGCGCAUCUGAGGGCCAGACCCUGAUCUCAUAAAGCAUGAACACCUUCUGUCCGGACUGUGGCAAAAGUAUCCAAACAGCGUUCAGAUUCUGCCCUUACUGCGGAAAGUCUUUGUCGACAACGGAGGAGCCGGAGGGGUCCCAGACCUCUGUCAGACCGCUUUCGUCAUCCUUCCGAGGCUCAAGGAGAAAGAACCCCAGCUAUGAAUCCUCUCCCAAGAGAGUGAAGUGGUCCAGCUGUGGCACGUCUUCCUCAUCCUACUUGUUAAACUGCAACAGUUCUGGGUCUGAAGAUACCUUGAGUCCCAAAGGUAUUAAUACCUCGAAGCCCAAAGGGGGCAGUCCUCUAACCCCCAAAAGCAGCCCGCAGAUGAAGAAGAAAAGCCCUCAGACUCUGAAGCGGAGGCGUGUGACCAUCUCCCUUGAGGCUUUGCCCACGGGGACAGUGCUGAUGGACAAGAAUGGACGGCACUGGAAGCUGGGAUCCCUGCAGACCAGAGACGACCAGGGCAUUUUCUAUGAAGCUGAGUCUGUCUCCGCCUCCGAUUCGAGUGCCCAGAAACAAAGAUUCACGCUGAAACUAGAUGCCAAGGAUGGGCGCUUGUUCAAUGAGCAGAACUUCUUCCUGCGGGCCGCCAAGCUUUCGCAAGUGAACAAGUGGAAGAAGCGGUCCUCAACCCCCUUACUGGCCAUCCCCACCUGUGUUGGUUUUGGCAUUCACCAGGACAGGUACAGGUUCCUGGUGCUCCCCAUGCUGGGGAGGAGCCUCCAGUCGGCGCUGGAUGACAACCCGAAGCACACGAUGCCCACGCAGUGCGUGUUCCAGGUGGCCUGCCGGCUGCUGGAUGCCCUGGAGUUCCUCCAUGAGAAUGAGUACGUUCAUGGAAAUGUGACAGCUAAGAAUAUCUUUGUGAAUCCACAGAACCCGAGCCAGGUGACCCUGGCAGGCUAUGCCUUUGCCUUCCGCUACUCCCCAGGCGGCGAGCACGUGGCCUACAAGGAAGGCAGCCGGAGCCCACACGAGGGGGACCUGGAGUUCAUUAGCAUGGACCUGCACAAGGGAUGCGGGCCCUCCCGCCGCAGCGACCUCCAGGCCCUGGGCUACUGUUUGCUGAAGUGGCUCUACGGAAACCUGCCGUGGACAAAAUCCCUUCCCAACAUCGAGGAUGUCAUGAAGCUGAAACAGAGCAUACAAAACCACCAGAUCCUGCUAGUUCCGUUUUUUUUAAAGACAUUCAGUACCAAGGACAGUGCCCUGUUUGGCUGCAAAAGGAAGUGCUGGGGUAUGAGGUUCAGCACCAAAGACAGAGGCACCUGUUUGCAAAGGAAAGUAGGAACGUGCUGCGUGUGGGGUUCAGCACCACGGACAGGCCAUCUGGGCUCAGGGAAGUGAGCAAAGGGGGCUGUGGUCCUCAGCACCAAGGACAGUCAGCGGACAGCUGGACACAGGAAGUGCUGCAGGUACAGAGGCUGGGACUCAAAACCUGGUAUAGACUUGGGGGCUGAGUUGCCCAGGAAUCAUCCAGGAGGGGUCAUCCAGGAGACGUUGGCUGUCGAUGUCUGCAGUGCAGAAAUGAAGUCUGAACGGAGGCCCAGACCUCAGGUAUCUCGGGAAUUGUCAGCAGAAGCCCUGCGACAGGUGCUGAGCGGGAAGCGGGAAAACUCCCCAGUGAGCAGCACUGGGUCCGUGGUGCUUCUCAGUUCUCGGUGUGCUGUGCCGCCGGUUCAUCGUGAGCCUCUCGUUUCACUUUGCCGUUUUAUGUCCCCCAUCUUCCUCCUCUCAGCCAUGGACACCCCUCAAACAUGCUUAACACACGUUCUGCUGAAACGCCUGCUUAAAUGUAUUUGUGCCCUUAACCUUGCACGGUGAUCGUGGUACUGUGUGUGUUUGACUCGCAUAAAUGGUAUUCUCUAAAUCUCGUCUGUUUCUGGCUUUUUUCACUCAGUACUGUGUCCUUCAACUUUAGUCUCAUCAUGACAUGUGCGUUGAGUUCACUGAAAGUUUGUAUAGACAUGUCUGCGUCCUUGAACAGUGUCUGAUGAGAGUAUUUUGUUUGCAGAAGCCGUACUCGGCUCUAAAUGUCAUUGUUUCUUGCUCUCUUCCCCUCGCUGCUGUAGGUUGUAACUUUCAGCGACAUUGCUAGUUCACCACCUCUGAGUACUUCUACGUUUGUCUGCUUAAAUGUAUCUGUGUCCCUGAAAUAUAUUCACGGUG
Molecule: messenger RNA, 2383 nt
Organism: Myotis myotis
Lineage: Eukaryota; Metazoa; Chordata; Mammalia; Chiroptera; Vespertilionidae
Gene: VRK3
Product: VRK serine/threonine kinase 3
Exons: 13
Coding region: 206-1561 (451 amino acids)
Biological process (GO): peptidyl-serine phosphorylation; signal transduction
Cellular component (GO): nucleus; cytoplasm
Molecular function (GO): protein serine/threonine kinase activity; ATP binding
Source: RefSeq, a predicted model, not a curated record